Molecule: messenger RNA, 396 nt
Organism: Spirodela intermedia
Lineage: Eukaryota; Viridiplantae; Streptophyta; Magnoliopsida; Alismatales; Araceae
Source: the annotation of a GenBank genome assembly
AUGGAGGGGUUUCUUCCGCCGAGGCUAGAAGAUGCGGGGCUGGAAGACUGCGCUCUCCCACCGGAGGCCAUCAAUGAAGCCUUCUCCAAAGCCGCCGAGCUCUUCAAGUCUCGGGUCGUCGUCGCCGACGACGACGACGACGACAACGAAGGUGACGGCUGCUGCGUCGAAGGCCCCGCCCCGAGCAGCGGAGAGAAACCGGCGGUGGCGCUCGGCGGUGGCGUCUGCGAGGAAGGGGGCUUUUCGGUGGGGGAUGAGCCGGGGGAAGGAGGCGGCGUCGUAGUUGUCGAGGGGGGGAUUUCCUCCGGCGAAGUCCUGGUGAUGGGCGGCGAGGUUGCGGAGGACAGCGGCGGGGAUGACAACGGCGCCGCCGGCGAGGGGGGAAAGCCCGUUUAG